Penicillium salamii is the source of this 564-nucleotide messenger RNA. The record is from the annotation of a GenBank genome assembly. NCBI's taxonomy places the organism in Eukaryota, Fungi, Ascomycota, Eurotiomycetes, Eurotiales, Aspergillaceae.
AUGUCUUUGAACAGUCUCAGCCAGGACUCAAUGCCAGAAAAAAAUACUCCACCUCCGCCUCCGCCCCCACCGGUGAAUCUGAGCUCAAAAAUCGCACCAGCUGUUUUGAAGAUGCGGACAACCUCCCCUAGCAAGCAUUUCACGUCUCAGGCUCGCUCUGAAGACCCAGACCCAGGCCCAGCCCCAACAGGUCCCUACUUUUUCUACGGCUCUCUGCAGGAUCCAGGCCUACUCCGUCAUAUCUUGGGUCUCGAAGACAAUCCAACAUUCCGACCAGCGCAGCUGAAUGGCUUCAAAUGCAGGCUUUGGGGGCAGUACCCAGCCUUGCUGAGCGGGGAUCCGGAUGAUACAGUCACCGGCGCCGUGUACGAGGUGCAAACCGUCCAUCAUGCAGAGAGGCUGGCAAGCUACGAGACUGCCAGCUAUCAAGCCAUACCCUGUGCUGCUCAAUACACGGAUUGUGAAUCUUUGUCACAGCUACAGGCACAUGUGUUUCUCUUCGUGGGGAAUUCGCGUGACUUGAGCGACAGGUCGUUUGACUUGGAUCGUUGGUUGGAGAGAUGA